Molecule: messenger RNA, 3515 nt
Organism: Linum trigynum
Lineage: Eukaryota; Viridiplantae; Streptophyta; Magnoliopsida; Malpighiales; Linaceae
Source: the annotation of a GenBank genome assembly
AAAUCUACAUAUCCUACUAGACAAUACUUCACGAACUUAUCACAUAUUCGAUUUCUAACAUUGUUCUUAAUGUAGCUUAGUAGAAAAGACUCUUUCAACACUUGCCGUGUAACCAUAAAAUCAAUUCAAAAUUAAGGGUAGCAUGUACGUAAUUUAAUUAUUAGGUAUUGAAAAUAGUUUGGGAUAGCGUUUUACUGUUGCAUGAUGUUUAAAAUAGAAUAACAAAUUAGUAGCAACAUAAUUAGAAUAUGUUUGAUAAUAGUAGUGUCCUAGGGUGGAAUAACACGGACUACCACUUAUAUUUUGUUAAUCAUAAGCAAACUAUUAUCGAGGGUAGGAUAAUCAUUUUUUCAAAUGCUAGGGUGUCCCGGAUUACCAAUUAUAUUUUGUAUACCCAUACGAAACUACUACCGGCGGUUGGAUAAUGGUUUCCCCAUAAUUUAGGGGUGUCCCGGGACACCCCUAGAGGCCCAUGUAUCCGCCCCUGGUUGUUGUCGUCGUCAUAUAUAACACUAUGAUCGAUAUUGGCCGACUUUUUGUGGAGAAAUUUUUUUUUUAACCGAUCAUAAUAAGUAACUUGUUCCAUAUUUAUGUUCGAGUUUUGGCGUUUAUAUGAGCUUAAUAUUCGAAAUUUGUUGCUGGGUGUUUUGCCUAGGGUUCUCUCAUCAGUCGUCAUAAAUAUGAAUUGAUCAUUAGCUCUUGAGAAAUACAACGUCUGCAUGCUUUGGGAUUGUAAUAACAUUGCUUACAUUUUAUAAAGGAAAAACGAUAUAUGGUGACUAGAUAUAUACGUACGAUGUGAUAGUACAAUGAUAGGGCAAAGAGCAAUGAUUUUGGCGCCUCUUGCUGGCCCAGCACGUAGUCUAUAAUAUAUGCACUGAAUGGGGGUCUUCACGUGGAAGUCAUGCGCUGCUAGAUGGUAGAGCACUGAAAUCACAAUUGAAAAUAACGGAGAGAGCUGGACCGUAACGCGACAAAUACUGAAAUGAAUACCAAAAAUCGAAAAUUACAAGUGCUAUACUAGUUCGGUAUUCGGAGGAGGGCUGAACCGUGGACCGAGGGCGGCCCCCUAGAUCCUGCCGCUGCAUUCAACUCAUGAUUUGAGGGACAUGGCGUUGAUAAUGUUUGGAUCAUGGUUGUUAUUAAAUCGGUGGUAUACCAAUCGGUGUAGAUUCAAUUGGUGCGUGUGUAAACUGGUUGGAAUAUCAUCGGUAUGAGGUGGUAGUCAAAAUCUAUCAGUAUUUCAAUCGAAUCAUAUCACUUGUUAAACUGACAGAACGAUACAAACAGGUUUGACAACUCUUUUCCUAAAUUCCUACACCUUUUUAUUUGAACCAAAAAAAAACAAAACAAAAUUAGAGUAUAUAUGUCUCUUUUAGACUCUUAUUAUAUAGUAAGUUGGAAAACCAGUUGCACAUAUUUGAUGGAGGCAUAUGGAUUAUGAAAGUACCAUUUUGUUAGUCACUUCAAAUUGUAGUGACUGAUCUGUCAAUACAUAAACUCCAGUGGUGGAUUUGUUAACCGUCCAAAGUUAAGGGACCAUUUAUGUAACUAAGCCGUUAGGGGAACCCUUCGUGGAUUGGGGGCGAUGAAACUCGCGAGACUCCGCUCCGAUCAUCACUGCAAUUGGCGAAAAUUAGUUUCACUUUCACCGGCGGCUGAACGGCGACACCAACUUCACUUCGAUCCUAAUUAUCAUGUCAAUCAGAAGCUGUCUCAAAAACCUCAACACCGUCAAAAAACGUACUCGACUCCCGCUCCUUCACCAAGAGCCCUAUCGAGAACUCCCGCUGUCCAUCGCCAAAACCUUCGACCCAUUCUAUUCUUCUCCGCCUUCCCCCGCCGCCGCUCUCUCCGAUCUCAGCCCUUCCAAACUGCUUCAGAUUCUCACCGACCCUGCCGUCAAGCCCUCGGAGGGAUAUCAGUUCUUCAAUUGGGUGCUCGAGAACCAGUCUUCGGUCUCGUUCAUCCCCGAUCUCCAGGCUCAUUUGACGCUCGUCUGCCGGCUGUUGAAGGUGAGAAGGUUCCCGGAGGCAGAGACUCUCUUGAAAAGCUUGAUAAUUGAUCAAAAGGGAAGGUACCCAUUUCCUCUACUGGCUUCUACUGUGGAGAAUUGUUCUUCUUUGAAACCCAGAGCAGUGGCAAAAUUGUUCAAUGUGAUGCUAAACGUGUAUUCCGAGAACGAGAAGUUUGAGCAAGUCCUGGAGGUCUUCGAUUACAUGAGGAGGAAUGGGGUGGAGAUUGAUGAGAGAACUUGUACCCUGCAUUUGGUUGUGCUCAAGAAAAAUCAGGAGAUGAAGUUGGUGUUGAAGUUCUUUCACCGAAUGAUUAAAUCCGGUAUUGAGAUCUCUCCUUACUCGCUCGCAGUUGUUGUAGGUGGGUUGUGCGAGAAUGGGGAGAUGAGAAGGUGCAGAGAGUUUGUGGAGGAAAUGAUCGGUUUUGGGAUCAAACCCAACAUCGUUACUUUCAAUAUAAUGCUGAAUGCCUGUUUGAAAAGGUGGAAUUUUGCACAGUUGGAGUUGAUCUUAGCACUGAUGAAGAAUCAAGAGACGUCCUGCGAUGAAAGGACGUAUAAAAUACUGAUUGAUGGCUAUGUAAGCUCCGGGAAGCUCGAAGAAGCUGAAAUGAUGGUCUUGGAGAUGCAUGAUAAAGGUUUUGGAGGAGACAUCCACUUGUGGAACUUGGUUCUAACAAGGUACUGUAGACAAGGUCUAGUUGAUACAGCAGCUUUGCUGUUCGAUAAGAUGUAUUUGAGAGAUGUUACUCCGAAUGCUAAUACGUACUGCACGUUGAUCAAUGCACUGUGUGGGGAAGAGAAGAUUGAUGCUGCCAUGGUGUAUGUGAGCAAGAUGGUGAAGGAUGGGAUUGAGCUAGACCAGGUUAUGCUCAACACGUUAACUGAUGGGCUUUGCAGGAUAGGAAUGGCAAAUGAGGCUUGUGAUUUGCUUGUUGGGAUGCAGGAGAGUGGAUUUGCUGUCGAUGUGAAUAUUUGUGGUGAGAUGGCUAGGCAGCUCUGUUUGUUGGGUCAGUUUGACAAGGCUAAGGUGCUGGUAGAUAUGGUGAGUAGAAUUGAAACAGGUGAACGUUCUGUUGACAGAGAUGACGACGAUGAUGAUGACGAGGAGGAGGAAGGUGUUGGUGGUGGUGAAAUUGAAAAUGUAUCGGAACCAUGAGUAAUGAGUUUCACAACCUGGCUGUCUGCACUUUGACAACCAGGAACUUGUUGCCAGAAGCCAACCGCGACUUUUCUCAUACACACGCUACAGGCAUCAGAUGUAUGUAGAUGACAAUGAAAUGGUGUGUGGAUACAGAUACAAAUGAUGUUGCAGAGGAAAGAUUCGGCUGUGAGUGCAGACCAGAAACAAAGGAUACCAUCUUACUUUCAUUUCUCGGGGAAGGAUCUUUUGCAUCUUCAACUUAAUAUCAUGUAUGUUUUCUAGCUUUUUCACCAAAUUGAUCAUUCUUCAAGGUUGUAACCUAUCAAAAUGAAAGAAUAAUAAAAGGAACAGACUGUA